Molecule: messenger RNA, 1296 nt
Organism: Adineta ricciae
Lineage: Eukaryota; Metazoa; Rotifera; Eurotatoria; Adinetida; Adinetidae
Source: the annotation of a GenBank genome assembly
AUGCGACACAGCUCGAUUUCUCAACAAGUGGCUUAUCAAUUAACAGUUAUGAAUUUCCUCGUAAUUAUCCUGAUUCUGAGCUUCGGCUAUCUUCACGCACAAUCGGAUGACAGAGGCAUAUGCAUUGUUUGGGGUGAUCCUCAUCUUACUGGGUUUCCCACUAGCCAACUACAAGCAAGCUUUCGAUCAAGUUAUUGGUGUCGAUGGUCCGGCCGCAUGCUCAUAUUAAAAAAUGAAUUUAUUGAGUUUUAUGUCAAUGUAACCGAACAUCCAUUUUGGAAUGAAUAUUACGAAAUCACACUACUCUACAAUGAAACAAAACUAUGUACAAUAACACCAGAUGGGGAGAAUUGUCCUCGUGAUUUUGUACAAGUUACUCAAAUUCGUGACCCAAAAGGUACCACGCAAAUAAUUUACACCGCAGCAGAUGAUAUGGAUAUUUCCGUCAAUUCUUAUUGGAAUAAUGGUCGACUUGUUUAUAACAUUGAUAUAGUGCAGAGCAUCCGCUUAAUUCUCAGAUCAUCAGGUCUAUGUGUCACACGUCUACCACAGUGUACGCUCGAAAGCUCAGGAAGACGAGCACGUUCUACAAGUGACACAGUAGUUUAUGAAGCAUGUGAUCUGUUCAUUAGUGAAGCAAAUAAAACCGCCAAAAAACUUACUGGUCAAAAUGCUGGUCAAUUAGUUACUCAUGCUCGUGAAGCAUGUGUUACUGAUAUGCUGGUAACAAAUGAUGUAUCAUGGGGCGGAAGCGCAGCAUGGUUCGUGCUUACUGACAAUAUUCGACAAGCGAAUCUGUCUUCUAGCGAACGGAGAGAACUGAUGGCGCAAAUUUCUGAUAGUGUUCAACUAACUGUAGCAGUAGCUAAACCAAAAGCUGAGCUCGUAAUGGGAAUCACAACUGCAACUGGUGUGUCUGAGACGACAGAAUCUACAAGAAAUGUGUCCACGACAGUUUCCUCAUCCAAUACAACAAAAUUCGUAACCUAUACAUCAACAGAAUCUACAAGAAAUGUGUCCACGACAGUUUCCUCAUCCAAUACAACAAAAUUCGUAACCUAUACAUCAACAGAAUCUACAAGAAAUGUGUCCACGACAGUUUCCUCAUCCAAUACAACAAAAUUCGUAACCUAUACAUCAACAGAAUCUACAAGAAAUGUGUCCACGACAAUUUCCUCAUCCAAUACAACAAAAUUCGUAACCUAUACAUCAACAAUACCCUUUUCAUCCAGCACAAAUAAACUCCAAGUCGAGUUCACCUUUUUAUCUUUAAUAUCACUGACUACAUUUUACUGA